Messenger RNA from Dipodomys ordii (Ord's kangaroo rat), 4966 nucleotides. RefSeq names its product testis and ovary specific PAZ domain containing 1 (gene Topaz1). Gene Ontology annotation, biological process: spermatocyte division; spermatid development. The transcript is spliced from 20 exons. Bases 1 to 4905 code for a protein of 1634 amino acids. The record is from RefSeq and is a predicted model, not a curated record. Gene Ontology annotation, molecular function: metal ion binding. Lineage: Eukaryota; Metazoa; Chordata; Mammalia; Rodentia; Heteromyidae.
AUGGGGGCCUGGACCUGUGCGGGAGACCAGGUGGAUGGUGACCACCGCCAGCCCGGUGAGGGGCCCCCCCGAAGAAGAGCCGAGGGACCCGGGGAACCCGUGGGGAUCCUGUCGGGCCCGGGAGGCGUGGAAGCGGCCAGGGAGGCCGAGCCUGGGAGGCACGCCAAGGGAAAAGCAAAAGUUACUGAAACCUCAAGCGAUGAUCCACAGCCAGGAGUAGACCUGGUCAAAAAAGAACCAUUAACCAGUUCCGAAUCUUCACAAACAGUGGAGUGCAGUGAAUUAGAAGGUAUGACUAUCUUUGAGCCUGUGGCUAGGGAUGGUUUGAUAGAAGGUAUUAAAAGAAAAAUUCGAAUAAAAAAAAGUAAAAGUUUAGAAAACCCACCUUUCACAAUAACUGAAAACGAGUCCACACAAAAUAUGAAGGUUGGACUCCAAGAUGAUCUGUACAUGAGUACUGCAAAAUAUUCUUGUAACAGCUUGUCGCCGGGAAUAGAAAGUAGUUCCAUUUUAAAGCUACAUGAUUCCAAUAGUUUCCCCCGUCAUAAUGAAAAUGACCUUGCAUAUAAAUCUGAUGGUGGAUAUGUACAUGUAGCAAAAAAUCCCUCCAAGUUAAAGAAAGAAAAUCUUAGGAGUCUUACAGAAAAGAACGACACAGAUAGUAUUCUUAAGCUCUCACAAAUUGCAGAGAAUCUGACAGGGGUAAAUAAAUUACUGCUUGAAGAAAGUGAUUUGUACCAAGGGAAAAAUAAUGGCUUACUUUCCUGCCUUCAAAGUGAAAAAACUAAACAUGCAAUAGAGGAGAACAAUGUUGGGAAAAGACCCAAGAAAAAGAUGAAGUUAUGUGAAAAAGAACAAACAGUUCUUGACAUGAAUGUCUCUAAGAUGUGUAACAAGUCUCAGUUGAUAUCACAAGAAAAUCUCACUAUGGAGAGGAAAGACACAGAGCCCACCACAGAAUGGAAAAAGAGUUCUUGCAGAGUUGUGAAGAAGAUAAACCAUAACACGCAUUCUCAAGGAGGUCAUUUACUCAGUCUCCCAGAACCGGGAGAAAAAAAACCCAGAAGUCCCAGACCUCACGUAACUGCUGUAUUUCAGGGAACCCUUGAACCCCUUUCUUUAAAAGAAGAAAACAAACAUACUUCAGAUGCCUCAGGAAGUAAAAAAAUGGAGCCAGACGUGUAUUUCAAAUCAGGGACCAGCUCUCUGGUGAAAUUACCUACCCAUCACCAUCGUACCGAAAAGAGACCUUCCUGGGAAGAUAAGAGAGGCGAAACCGAAGAAUCAAAGACAAGCUGCCAACGAACCAUCCCGAUGGCUGGCAAAAGAAUUUGGCCUUGUUAUUCUUGUGCUAGAACAUCUGCCUACUGUUGGAAAACAGCUUCCUUCCCAGACUCUUCAGAUUAUUCCUUUCCUGGGUUUGUGAAGAGUAGUAGGCAAGGUGAUUUCCUUAAACAUUAUACAAGCCAAACUCCGUUCACUGACUCCCCAUCAUUGUUAGAAAGUUCCUCAACAGAAAACAACACAGAGCCCCCAAGUAAAGAAAAAUCAGAUUCUCCUUUAGAUUGCCUGGCUUGGGUUCCAGCGGUUUCAGCGGAAGAACCUGCCCUGGAAGUUACCAAGGACCCUGGGAUCGAUGAUAAAAAGAUCAAGUCGGAGGAACCAAGUGGCAGAAAUGGGUCAGAGGUGGUUUCUAGUACAACUGAAGAUCCUCAGUUACCUACCGGGACUCAAAGCUCCACAGGAAAUAAGAAAAAGGAGAGGGGAAAUUUAACGAAACCUACUGUGACUGGCACCUUCCAGGAGGGCCAGGAAGCCAGUCAUUCUACCAGCAAAAGUUUUCAUCGAAAAGCCUCCAUUGCUAAGCAAACACUUGUAAUUCCGGACCUGGUGAAAAUAUUAAACACCGGACGGCUGACCAAUUUUAAAAUUCCUUUACUGAAGAAUAAGAGAGGCAAAAGCAAAGAAGUCAAUGCCAAGACAUCAGAGAGAGAGGCUUACAGUCCCCUGGAACUGCUGGACAAUCUGUCUGGAACGGAGACAAGACAGAAUAGGAAUAAAGAAAACAUCUCCACAGCAACUUUAACACCUUUGAACACACAAACAAGCGGGGCUCCAGGGCCAGCUUGUUCAAACUUGCUCUACAAUAAGAAUUCUUGUAGUAUUCCUCCAAGCUUUCCAAAGAAAGGUGAUAAUCAUAAACCACCCAAGCACAUCUCUGAAGCAGGCAAUAUUGUUCCUCCUAAGGAACCUGUUUCUCUCACCAUUGAAAAGAAUACCUUUACAUGCGAUCCUGGGUGUAGAGAAGCUAGUUCAUUCUGCUCUAAGAAACAAGUGACCUUCGAGCCAAUAGCCACUAAAGUUAGUGGUAGGAAAACGACUAAAAACAUUUCAGACAAAGUGGGAUUUCCAGACAUUUUGAAAGCAUAUGAAGACGAUGUCCUCUUAAUUGAUGUCAUUCAAGAUGACCCAGACCUCUUUGGAGUCUCCAAUGAAGGGGACCUCUCAUUUGCUUCAGAGGCCCCCAAAGUAAGCCAGGAACCCAAAGUUGCUGAAGAACAACAAUCAGAUUCCAAGCACGUGGAACUUCCAGAGAGAAAACCAAGUGAACUGAGAGAGCUUCCUGUAUUGGACCCUGGAUUGAUGAAGUCAGAGACCUGUGUUGCUUUGUCAAAAGCAAAUGAGAUAAAAUGUGAUGCCAAAGGUGCAGAUGUUUCCAUUGAAGUAACUCGCGAGGCUGUUAAGAAUGACAAAUUGGGAGACCUCAGUGAACAAAUAAAAGGGUCAGACAUGGAUGAAAAGUGUAGAGUUUCAGAGAAGGCAACUAUUAAUGAAGAAAAAGAAACUGAUUAUGAAGUUUUCAAAAGCAAAGAUUCUGGAAAUGCAGAGAUGGUGAUGGCUGAAGGUCAAUUAGCACUCCUGGGCCCCAGGCCUCUGACUCACAGUGGGCAUAAGGAGGAUAAAGUUCCAAAGCUCUGGAUGAAUGAUUUCAGAUUUCCAGGAAGACAUCCUGUCCCGCAGCUGCAGAGUCCUGAUGCUUGUGAAAUAUUUAAGAGAGAAAAAAAUAUGGGGGUGUUCCAGAAACCCCUAGGGCUGAUGAUGCCCCACAGAUACUGCAAAUUUCAUUUUAACACCUUGCGUGGUUGUGAACGAUCACAGUGUAAGUUCGCUCAUGUUCCUGAACAGGAGGAUGAAAAGGUUUGCAUGGAUGUGUUUAAGAAAUAUAUAAGCAUCAAUGAGAUAUGCUUGCUGCAACGUGCAGUAAACUUAUUUAUGGAAUUCUACAGAAAUUUUCCUCCGGGUAUAUACUUUGAUUUACAAGUCUUAAAUGAGCUUCUAAUGUCUUUACUCAAGCAUUGUUUAUUGAAAGAAGUAUUUCAGGUAGUGAACCUCAGCAUAAUGGUUAAAAUACCGCCUGCCCCACAGAUAAUACUAAAAAUAUUUGAGCAUGUGGCAACUUUGAAAUUAAGGAAUGCGGUGCCUGCUCUAAUUGAUAUCUUCUGCAAGUUUGUUGAAGCUGGAAUAAUGCUUGACCCAGAACACUUGAACUAUAUCGUUGAGCUUUUAUACCAAACCCAGGCUUCCAAACAAGAAAUCACCGCUGUUCUGGAAAUCAAAGCCAGGUUACGGAUGAAGCAAUUUAAAAUGAGCUGGAAGAAUGAUUUAGAGUCAGCCUUGAAUGAAGUAGAGGAUUGUAAGGAAAAAUGUGACUGGACCAAAUUGGGAAACCUAUACAUUAACAUCAAAAUGAGCUGCGAAAAAUUUGUAGAUUUCCAGAGAUUUUGUACUUGUAUCGCUGAAACACUCACAAAAGACUAUAAAGAAGAAACACCAGUGAUUCCUUUUUGUGAAUUUGCUGAGACAGUUAGCAAAGACCCACAGCACAGUGAAGUAGACAGAACUUUGCUGGGAAGAAUUGGAAUCAGUACCAUGCACUUCUACCAUCACUUACUGCAGUGGUGCAAGGGAAGAAAGGUCUUAGAUAAACUAUACGAACUAAAAAUACACUUUACAAGUUUAAAAGGACUUACAGGACCUGCAAAGUUAGCACCAAGAUGUCAAAUUGUGAACAUUGCAGCGGAGAUUUUUCUAAAAACUGGAAGCCUGGAUGGUGCUCUCUGGGUACUAAGGGAAUCAGAAUGGAUCAUCAACACACCCCUCUGGCCAUGUGACAGAUUUGAUGUGCUUAAUCGACAUAACCUGCUGUGCACAAUUGCACAUGAAGUGCUGGCCAAGAGCCUUUACAGACAGACAUUUGAGGUUUUGCAGAACCUUCCAGGUUUUCUGAAUUCCCAAGAAACUAUGGAGAUAUCCCAGUACAGCCUUCUUUUUAAUAAACUUCUUGAUGCCUGCAUAGAAAGCAACAGUCUUGGCAUGUCAUCUUCGGUGGCAGAAUUCAUGAUGACAAAGAGUAUUCCAAUUGAGUUCUCCUUCCUCAGAAGAUUAAUUACUUCUUUAGGAAGGAGCUGUUUAUGGCUCAAAGCUAGAACCCACUACAAAAGUGCUCUUUCUUUAGGAUGUUAUCCACCAUUAGAGGGAAAUUUAUACAGAAAGCUUCUACUGAUUCCAUCGUAUUUAUCUGAGAUUGAAAUGCUUUUAGCUAUCGAAAUCUUUCUGGUCUCUAACGCUAGUAGUAUUCAAAGUCCUGGACCAUCUACACAGAUGCUACAGAUAGUUUUGAAAAGAUGUGAAGAAAACAAAUCUCGAAGCAAGGAUGACUACCAGGCUGCAGUGGAAAGGUUAAUAACAGCCGCCCGCAUAUCAGACCCCAAGCUCUUCAUUAAGCACAUGACCGUCAACGUGAACAAGGAGCAAGUUUACAGUUUGGAAAACUGUUCAGCCCUGAAGUGGCUGAAAGAGAACAUGAAAUGGGCUGGGAAGGUAUGGCUUUUCACUAACUGUUAGGCAUCGAAGGGCUGAGUUGUUGGUUUCGUGGGUUGUUUUUUUUUUUAAGUUCCAAUAAUCA